GCGAUCCGCCGCAGCUCCCGGCCGCAACUCCUCAACUAGGCGGCUGGCUGCCUGGACAUGUCCUGACAAACUUGGCUUCUCUCCUGCCCUCUCCAGCGCUCGCGCAUUCUCUUUUCGUCUCCUUUCGGUGCUCAAGUUUCCCCCUGGUCGGAAGCCUCUGGAGAUGCGGCCACCUGGGUCCCAGCAGCGCGGGCGGAUCGCACUCUGGUUGGGGAUAUGCUGAAGAUCCAAGAGAGGCAAAGUUGGUACUUCAAACAGGGCUCUUAACAAUAUCCAAACCGCGUGCGAAUUACCCAACUGCCUGGGAGCGCAAAGCCGAGGACUGGACUAGAGUGGUUCCUGAGAGUUAAACAAUGGGGAGACAUUUGGCCUUGCUUCUGCUUCUGCUUCUCCUUCUCCAACAUUUUGGAGACAGUGAUGGAAGCCAAAGACUUGAACACCCUCCUCCUCUACAGUUCACACAUUUCCAGUACAAUGUCACUGUGCAUGAGAAUUCUGCAGCUAAAACCUAUGUUGGGCAUCCUGUGAAGAUGGGUAUUUACAUUACAAAUCCACUGUGGGAAUUAAGGUACAAAAUUGUCUCAGGAGACAACGAAAACCUGUUCAAAGCUGAGGAGUACAUUCUUGGAGAUUUUUGCUUUCUAAGAAUAAGGACCAAAGGAGGAAACACAGCUAUUCUUAACAGAGAAGUGAAAGACCAUUACACAUUGAUAGUCAAAGCAGUUGAAAAAAAUACUAAUGUUGAAGCACGAACAAAGGUCAGGGUUCAAGUGCUGGAUACAAAUGACUUGAGACCAUUGUUCUCACCCACCUCAUAUAGUGUUUCCCUACCUGAAAAUACAGCUAUAAGGACCAGUAUUGCACGAGUCAGUGCCACAGAUGCAGACAUAGGAACCAAUGGAGAAUUUUAUUACAGUUUUAAAGACCGAACUGACAUGUUUGCUAUUCAUCCAACCAGUGGCACCGUAGUUUUAACUGGUAGACUUGAUUACGUAGAGACUCAGCUCUAUGAGCUGGAGAUCCUUGCUGUGGACCGUGGAAUGAAGUUGUAUGGUAGCAGUGGUAUCAGCAGCAUGGCCAAGCUAACAGUUCAUGUGGAACAGGCCAACGAAUGUGCUCCUGUGAUAACAGCGGUGACAUUGUCACCAUCAGAACUGGACAAGGACCCGACAUAUGCAAUUGUAACUGUGGAUGACUGCGAUCAGGGUGCCAAUGGGGAAAUUGCUUCUUUAAGCAUUGUGGCAGGUGACUUCCUUCAACAGUUUASAACAGUGAGAUCCUCUCCAGGAAGUAAAGAGUAUAAAAUCAAAGCUGUUAAUGGCAUUGAUUGGGACAGUCAUCCUUCUGGCUACAAUCUGACUCUACAGGCUAAAGAUAAGGGAACUCCUCCCCAGUUCUCUUCCGUAAAAGUAAUUCAUGUGACUUCUCCACACUUUAAAGCUGGGCCAGUCAGGUUUGAAAAGGAUAUUUACAGAGCAGAAAUAAGUGAAUUUGCUCCUCCCAAUACACCUGUGGUCAUGGUAAAAGCCGUUCCUAGUUAUCCCCAUUUGAGGUAUGUUUUUAAAAGUACACCUGGAAAAGCUAAAUUCAGUUUAAAUCACAACACUGGUCUCAUUUCCAUUUUGGAACCAAUUAAAAGACAGCAGACAUCCCAUUUUGAACUUGAAGUAACAACAAGUGACAGAAAAGCCUCCACAAAAGUCUUGGUUAAAGUCUUAGGUACAAACAGCAAUCCCCCUGAAUUUACCCAGACAGCGUACAAAGCAUCCUUUGAUGAGAACGCACCCAUUGGUACUACUGUCAUGAGGGUGAGCGCCAUAGACCCUGAUGAGGGUGAGAAUGGAUACGUGACUUACAGUAUUGCAAAUCUCAAUCAUGUGCCAUUUGUGAUUGAUCAUUUCACGGGUGCCGUGAGUACUUCAGAAAACCUGGACUACGAACUGAUGCCUCGGGUUUAUACCUUAAGAAUUCGAGCAUCAGACUGGGGCUUGCCAUACCGUCGGGAAGUUGAAGUCCUUGCCACGAUCACCCUCAACAACUUGAAUGACAACACACCUUUGUUUGAGAAAAUAAAUUGUGAAGGAACAAUUCCCAGAGAUCUAGGUGUGGGGGAGCAAAUAACUACCGUGUCUGCUAUCGAUGCCGAUGAACUUCAGUUGGUACGGUAUCAGAUUGAAGCUGGGAAUGAACUAGAUUUGUUUGGCUUAAACCCCAACUCUGGGGUAUUGUCUUUAAAGCAGUCACUCAUGGAUGGUUUAGGUGCAAAGGUAUCUUUUCACAGUUUGAGAAUUACGGCURCAGAUGGAGAAAAUUUUGCCACCCCAUUAUAUAUCAACAUAACUGUGGCUGCCAGUCGCAAGCCAGUAAACUUGCAGUGUGAAGAGACUGGUGUUGCCAAAAUGCUGGCAGAGAAACUCCUGCAGGCAAAUAAGUUGCAYGGUCAGGGGGAGGUCGAGGAUAUUUUCUUUGAUUCUCACUCCGUCAAUGCUCAUGUCCCACAGUUUAGGAGUACUCUUCCGGCUGGUAUUGAGGUAAAGGAAAACCAUCCUGUGGGUUCCAGCAUAAUUUUCAUGAAUGCUACUGACCUUGACUCUGGCUUCAAUGGAAAAUUGGUAUAUGCUAUUUCUGGAGGAAAUGAGGAUAGUUGCUUCAUCAUUGACAUGGAAACAGGAAUGCUGAAAAUCUUAUCUCCACUUGAUCGUGAAACCACAGACAGAUACACAUUGAAUAUUACUGUUUUUGACCUUGGUAUACCACAGAAGGCAGCUUGGCGUCUUCUGGAUAUCAUUGUUCUGGAUGCCAAUGAUAAUCCACCUGAAUUUUUACAGGAGAGCUAUUUUGUUGAAGUGAGUGAAGACAAAGAGAUAAAUAGUGAAAUCAUCCAGGUUGAAGCUACUGAUAAAGAUCUAGGCCCCAAUGGACAUGUGACGUACUCUAUUCUUACAGAUACUGAUAAGUUUUCAAUUGACAGCACAACUGGUGUGGUUAAAAUUAUGCACCCUUUGGAUCGUGAACUACAGCAUGUGCAUUACUUAAAGAUUGAAGCCAGGGAUCAAGCCAAAGAAGAGCCCCAGUUGUUUUCCACUGUGCUUUUGAAAGUCUCACUAGAAGAUGUUAAUGACAACCCACCUAAGUUCAUUCCACCUAAUUACCGUGUGAAAGUUCGAGAGGAUCUGCCAGAAGGAACGAUAAUCAUGUGGUUAGAAGCCUACGAUCCUGACUUAGGUCAAUCUAGUCAAGUAAGAUAYAGUCUUAUGGACCAUGGAGAAGGGCACUUUGAUGUGGAUAAACUCAGUGGAGCAGUUAGAAUUGUGCAACAGUUGGACUUUGAGAAGAAGCAAGUGUACAAUCUCACGGUGAGGGCCAAAGACAAAGGAAAGCCAGUUUCUCUGUCUUCCACUUGCUAUGUGGAAAUUGAGGUAAUUGAUGUGAAUGAGAACUUACAUCCUCCAGUGUUUUCCAGCUUUGUGGAAAAGGGUGCAGUGAAAGAAGAUGUCCCUAUUGGUUCAUCAGUAAUGACAGUGUCAGCUCACGAUGAGGACACAGGAAGAGAUGGGGAGAUCCGAUAUUCCAUUAGAGACGGUUCUGGUGUUGGUGUUUUCAAGAUAGAUGAAGAAACAGGUGUCAUAGAGACUUCAGAUCGACUGGACCGUGAAUCGACCUCCCAUUACUGGCUAACAGUCUAUGCAACUGAUCAGGGUGUAGUGCCUCUUUCAUCAUUUAUAGAGAUCUACAUAGAGGUUGAGGAUGUCAACGAUAAUGCACCACAGACAUCAGAGCCUGUCUAUUAUCCAGAGAUAAUGGAAAAUUCUCCCAAGGAUAUACCCGUGGUCCAAAUUGAGGCAUUUGAUCCAGAUUCUAGCUCUGAUGACAAGCUCACAUACAAAAUUACAAGUGGAAAUCCACAAGGAUUCUUUUCAAUACAUCCUAAAACAGGCCUWAUCACAACAACAUCAAGAAAACUAGACCGAGAACAGCAGAAUGAACACAUAUUAGAAGUUACUGUGACCGACAAUGGUACUCCCCCCAGAUCAACCAUUGCAAGAGUAAUUGUGAAAAUCCUUGAUGAAAAUGACAACAAACCUCAGUUCCUGCAGAAGUUCUACAAGAUCAGACUCCCAGAGCGGGAAAAGCCAGAAAGAAACUCCAAACGAGAGCCUCUGUAUCGCGUUGUAGCUACAGACAAAGAUGAAGGUCCCAACGCAGAAAUCUCCUAUAGCAUCGAGGAUGGAAAUGAUAAUGGCAAAUUUUUUAUUGAGCCAAAAACUGGAGUGGUUUCAUCCAAAAAGUUCUCUGCAGCUGGAGAAUAUGACAUUCUUUCAAUUAAGGCAGUUGAUAAUGGUCGCCCUCAAAAGUCAUCAACCACUAGACUUCAUAUUGAAUGGAUCUCCAAACCCAAACCAUCUCUGGAGCCAAUUUCAUUUGAAGAAUCAUUUUUUACCUUUACUGUAAUGGAAAGUGAUCCUGUUGCUCAUAUGAUUGGAGUAAUAUCUGUUGAGCCUGCUGGCACACCCCUUUGGUUUGAUAUAAUUGGUGGCAACUAUGAUAGUCACUUUGAUGUGGACAAGGGGACUGGAACCAUCAUUGUUGCCAAACCUCUUGAUGCAGAACAAAAAUCAAACUAUAACCUGACAGUUGAGGCUACAGAUGGAACGACCACUAUCCUUACUCAGGUAUUCAUCAAAGUAAUAGAUACAAAUGACCAUCGUCCCCAGUUUUCUACAUCAAAAUAUGAAGUUGUUAUUCCUGAAGAUACAGUGCCAGAAACAGAAAUUUUGCAAAUCAGUGCUAUGGAUAAGGAUGAGAAAAAUAAACUAAUCUAUACUCUGCAGAGUAGUAUAGACCCAUUGAGUCUCAAGAAAUUUCGUCUUGAUCCUGCAACUGGCUCUCUCUGUACAUCUGAAAAACUAGAUCAUGAAGCCAUUCACCAGCAUGUUCUUACAGUCAUGGUACGGGAUCAGGAUGUUCCUGUAAAACGCAACUUUGCAAGGAUUGUCAUUAAUGUCAGUGACACAAAUGACCAUGCCCCGUGGUUCACCAGUUCCUCCUAUGAAGGGCGGGUUUAUGAGUCGGCAGCUGUGGGCUCAGUCGUUUUGCAGGUUACAGCUCUGGACAAAGACAAAGGGAAAAAUGCUGAAGUGCUAUACUCAAUUGAAUCAGGAAAUAUUGGAAAUUCUUUUAUGAUUGAUCCCAUCUUGGGCUCUAUAAAAACUGCCAAAGAAUUAGAUCGAAGUAACCAAGUGGAAUAUGAUUUAAUGGUGAAAGCUACAGAUAAAGGCAGUCCACCAAUGAGUGAAAUGACUUCUGUGCAUAUCUUUGUCACGAUUGCUGACAAUGCUGCCCCUAAGUUUACAUCAAAAGAAUACUCUGUUGAAAUUAGUGAAAUUACYAGCAUUGGGAGUUUUGUUGGACUAGUUACAGCCCAUAGUCAGUCAUCAGUGAUAUAUGAAAUAAAAGAUGGAAAUAUAGGUGAUGCUUUUGAUAUUAAUCCACAUUCUGGAAGUAUCAUCACUCAGAAAGCCCUGGAUUUUGAAACUUUGCCCAUUUAUACGUUGACAGUCCAGGGAACCAACAUGGCUGGUUUGUCCACUAAUACAACUGUUUUAGUGCAUCUACUAGACGAGAAUGACAACUCGCCAGUUUUUAUGCAGACAGAAUACUCAGGACUUAUCAGUGAAUCAGCUUCCCUCAACAGUGUAGUCCUGACAGACACGAAUAUCCCACUAGUGAUCCGAGCAACUGAUGCUGAUAAAGAAUCAAAUUCCUUGCUUGUUUAUCACAUUGUUGAGCCAUCUGUGCACAAAUAUUUUGCUGUUGAUUCUAGCACUGGUGCUAUUCAUACAGUACAAAGUCUGGACUAUGAAGAAACAAGUGUUUUUCACUUUACAGUACAAGUGCAUGACAUGGGGACACCACGUUUAUUUGCUGAAUAUGCAGCUAAUGUCACCAUACACGUAAUUGACAUUAAUGACUGCCCUCCUGUUUUCUCCAAAUCAUUGUAUGAAGCAUCUCUUCUGUUGCCCACAUACAAAGGAGUAAAAGUCACCACAGUAAAUGCUACCGAUGCUGAUUCCAGUACAUUCUCACAGUUAAUAUACUCCAUCACCGAAGGCAAUAUUGGGGACAAGUUUUUGAUGGACUACAAGACUGGAACURUAACUGUACAAAACACAACUCAGUUAAGAAGCCGCUAUGAGUUAACCAUUCGAGCUUCUGAUGGCAGAUUUGCCAGCUUUACCUCUGUGAAAAUUAACGUGAGAGAAAGCAAGGAAAGUCAGCUCAAGUUCACCCAAGACUUCUACUCUGCCGCCGUGAAAGAGAACUCCACGGAAGCCAAAACAUUAGCCGUCAUUACUGCUAUUGGGAAUCCUAUCAACGAACCUCUGUUUUAUCACAUCCUCAACCCAGACCGCAGAUUUAAGAUCAGCCGCACUUCAGGAGUGCUGUCCACCACCGGURUACCAUUUGAUCGUGAACAGCAGGAGGCAUUUGAUGUGGUUGUAGAAGUGACAGAAGAACAUAAGCCUUCAGCAGUGGCCCAUGUUGUCGUGAAAGUCACUGUAGAAGACCAAAAUGACAAUGCACCGGUGUUUGUCAACCUUCCCUAUUACGCUGUAGUUAAAGUGGAUACCGAGGUGGGCCAUGUCAUUCGCUAUGUCACUGCUGUAGACAGAGAUAGUGGCAGAAAUGGGGAAGUGCACUACUACCUUAAGGAACACCAUGACCACUUUCAAAUUGGACCCUCAGGUGAAAUUUCAUUGAAGAAGCAAUUUGAACUUGACACCUUAAAUAAAGAAUAUCUUGUCACCGUGGUUGCAAAAGAUGGGGGAAACCCAGCUUUCUCAGCCGAAGUUAUAGUCCCAAUCACUGUUAUGAAUAAAGCCAUGCCUGUGUUUGAAAAACCUUUCUACAGUGCAGAGAUUCCAGAGAAUAUCCAGAUGCACAGCCCAGUUGUCCACAUACAAGCCAACAGUCCAGAAGGCUUAAAAGUGUUCUAUAGCAUCACCGAUGGAGAUCCUUUUAGCCAGUUUACCAUUAACUUCAAUACUGGGGUUAUAAAUGUCAUAGCCCCUCUGGAUUUUGAGUCCCACCCAGCAUAUAAACUGAGCAUACGAGCAACUGAUUCUUUGACUGGUGCUCAUGCCGAAGUGUUUGUUGACAUAAUAGUGGAAGACAUCAAUGAUAACCCUCCUGUGUUUGUUCAGCAGUCUUAUGCUGCAACUCUGUCUGAGGCAUCUGUAAUUGGAACAUCUGUCGUUCAAGUUAGAGCUACAGAUUCUGACUCAGAACCAAACAGAGGAAUUUCAUACCAGAUGUUUGGAAAUCACAGCAAGAGUCAUGAUCAUUUUCACAUAGAUAGCAGCACUGGUCUCAUCUCACUAAUCAGAACUUUAGAUUAUGAACAGUUCCACCAGCACAAGAUUUUUGUAAGGGCUGUUGAUAGUGGUAUGCCCCAACUGAGCAGUGAUGUGAUUGUCAUGGUGGAUGUCACUGACCUCAAUGAUAAUCCUCCACUCUUUGACCAACAAAUUUAUGAAGCCAAAAUUAGUGAGCAUGCCACUCAUGGGCAUUUUGUGRUGUGUGUGAAGGCCUAUGAUGCAGACAGUUCUGACAUAGACAAGUUGGAAUAUUCCAUUCUGUCUGGCAAUGAUCAUAAACAUUUUGUCAUUGACAGUAAAACGGGGAUUAUCACACUCUCAAAUCUGCGCCGGCACACCUUGAAGCCAUUUUACAGUCUCAACAUUUCUGUUUCUGAUGGUGUGUUUAGAAGUUCAGCCCAGGUUCACAUAACUGUAAUUGGAGGCAAUUUGCACAGUCCUGUUUUUCUUCAGAAUGAAUAUGAAGUGGAACUUGCUGAAAAUGCUCCCUUACAUACACUGGUGAUUGAGGUUAAGGCAACUGAUAGGGAUUCUGGUAUUUACGGUCUCAUUACUUACCACAUUGUAAAUGACUUUGCCAAAGACAGAUUUUACACAAAUGAGAGAGGACAGAUAUUUACUUUGGAAAAACUUGAUCGAGAGACCCCAGCAGAGAAAGUGAUCCCAGUUCGUUUAAUGGCGAAGGAUGCUGGAGGAAAAGUUGCUUUCUGCACAAUUAAUGUUAUCCUUACAGAUGAUAAUGAUAAUGCACCCCAGUUUCGGGCAACCAAGUACGAAGUGAACAUCGGAUCCAAUGCUGCCAAAGGAACGUCGGUCAUUAAAGUUUUUGCAAGUGAUGCUGAUGAGGGAUCCAAUGCUGAUGUCACCUAUGCCAUUGAAGCAGAUUCUGAAAGUGUUAAGGAGAAUUUGGAAAUUAACAAACUGUCUGGCAUAAUUACCACAAAGGAAAGCUUAAUUGGCUUAGAAAACGAGUUCUUCACUUUCUUUGUUAGAGCUGUGGAUAAUGGGUCUCCAUCAAAAGAAUCUGUUGUUCCUGUCUAUGUUAAGAUACUUCCCCCAGAAACACAGCUUCCAAAAUUUUCAGAACCCUUUUAUACCUAUACAGUUUCAGAAGAUAUGCCUAUUGGAACAGAAAUAGAUCUCAUCCAAGCAGAGUACAGCGGCACUGUUCUUUACAGCCUAAUCAAAGGGAAUACUCCUGAGAGUAAUAGAGAUGAGUUCUUUGUGAUUGACAGGCAAAGCGGGAGACUAAAAUUGGAGAAGAGUCUAGAUCAUGAGACAACUAAGUGGUAUCAGUUUUCCAUACUUGCCAGAUGUACUCGUGAUGAUUAUGAGCUGGUGGCUUCAGUAGAUGUUAGUAUCCAAGUGAAAGAUACAAAUGAUAACAGCCCAGUAUUGGAGUCCAAUCCAUAUGAGGCAUUUGUUGUUGAAAACCUACCAGGGGGAAGCAGAGUCAUCCAGAUUAGGGCAUCUGACCUAGAUUCAGGAGCCAAUGGUCAAGUUAUAUACAGUCUCGAUCAAUCACAAAGUGUAGACAUCAUCGAAUCUUUUGCCAUUAAUAUGGAAACAGGCUGGAUUACAACUCUAAAGGCACUGGACCAUGAGGAGAAAGACAAUUAUCAGAUUCAAGUGGUUGCAUCAGAUUAUGGCGAAAARGUUCAGCUGUCCUCCACGGCCAUCGUGGACGUUACUGUCACAGAUGUCAAUGACAGUCCGCCACGAUUCACAGCAGAGAUUUAUAAAGGGACUGUGAGUGAAGACGAUCCACCAGGUGGUGUAAUUGCCAUCUUAAGUACCACAGAUGCCGACUCUGAAGAGAUUAACAGACAAGUUACAUAUUUUAUAACAGGAGGGGAUGCUUUGGGACAGUUUGCUGUUGAAAAUGUACAGAAUGAGUGGAAGGUCUAUGUGAAGAAACCUCUAGAUAGGGAAAAAAAGGACAAUUAUCUUCUGACCAUCACAGCGACUGAUGGGACCUUCUCAUCAAAGGCUAUUGUUGAAGUGAAGGUUCUUGAUGCAAAUGACAACAGUCCAGUUUGUGAAAAGACUCUUUAUUCUGACACCAUUCCUGAGGACGCUCUUCCUGGGAAAUUGAUCAUGCAGGUCUCUGCUACAGAUGCAGAUAUCCGUUCCAAUGCUGAAAUUACUUACACAUUGUUUGGUUCAGGGGCAGAAAAAUUCAAACUAAAUCCAGACACAGGUGAACUGAAAACAUUAGCCCCCCUUGAUCGGGAGGAGCAAGCAGUUUAUAAUCUGCUAGUCAAGGCCACAGAUGGAGGGGGAAGAUUCUGUCAAGCCAGWGUUGUGCUUACGUUAGAAGAUGUGAAUGAUAACGCCCCUGAAUUCACUGCUGAUCCUUAUACCAUUACUGUGUUUGAAAACACAGAGCCUGGAACACUGUUGACCAGAGUGCAAGCCACAGAUGCAGACGCAGGUUUGAAUCGAAAGAUUUCCUACUCACUAAUUGACUCUGCUGAUGGGCAGUUCUCCAUUAAUGAAUUAUCUGGAAUUAUUCAAUUAGAAAAGCCUCUGGAUAGAGAACUACAGGCAGUAUAUACCCUUACUUUGAAAGCUGUAGACCAAGGUUUGCCAAGGAGAUUGACAGCUACUGGCACUGUUGUUGUAUCAGUUUUAGAUAUAAAUGAUAACCCACCUGUGUUUGAAUACCGUGAAUAUGGUGCCACAGUGUCUGAGGACAUUCUAAUUGGAACAGAAGUUCUUCAAGUUUAUGCAGCAAGUCGGGAUAUUGAAGCAAAUGCAGAAAUCACCUACUCAAUAAUAAGUGGAAAUGAACAUGGGAAAUUCAGCAUAGAUUCUAAAACAGGAGCCAUAUUUAUCAUUGAGAAUCUGGAUUAUGAAAGCUCCCAUGAAUACUACCUGACUGUAGAAGCCACUGAUGGAGGCACACCUUCGUUGAGUGACAUGGCCACUGUGAACAUUAAUGUGACAGAUAUCAAUGACAACACGCCCGUGUUCAGCCAAGACACCUAYACCACAGUGAUCAGUGAAGAUGCUGUUCUUGAGCAGUCUGUGAUCACAGUUAUGGCUGAUGAUGCCGAUGGACCUUCCAAUAGCCACAUCCACUACUCAAUUAUAGAAGGCAAUCAGGGAAGCCCAUUUACCAUUGACCCCGUUAAGGGAGAAGUGAAAGUGACUAAACUUCUAGACCGAGAAACAAUUUCAGGUUACACACUUACGGUUCAAGCUUCUGAUAAUGGCAGUCCACCCAGGGUCAACACGACGACUGUGAACAUUGACGUGUCUAACGUCAAUGACAAUGCCCCCGUCUCACCAAACUUGCCUCCCCCACCUCCCUCAAACUCUCCUUCUGACAGCGACUCAAUACAGAAGCCUAACUGGGACUUUGACUAUGAUGCUAAAGUGGUGGAUCUUGAUCCCUGUCUUUCCAAGAAACCUCUAGAAGAAAAGCCUUCUCAGCCAUACAGUGCCCGGGAGAGCCUKUCCGAAGUGCAGUCUCUUAGCUCUUUCCAGUCUGAAUCCUGUGAUGACAAUGGGUACCACUGGGAUACAUCAGAUUGGAUGCCAAGUGUUCCUCUGCCAGAUAUACAAGAGUUCCCCAAUUAUGAGGUUAUUGAUGAGCAUACACCCCUCUACUCAGCAGAUCCAAAUGCCAUCGAUACAGACUAUUAUCCUGGAGGUUACGACAUUGAAAGUGAUUUUCCACCACCUCCGGAAGACUUCCCUGCACCUGAUGAACUACCACCAUUGCCUCCAGAAUUCAGCGAUCAGUUUGAGUCUAUACACCCACCUAGAGACAUGCCUGCUGCAGAUAGCUUGGGGUCUUCAUCCAGAAAUCGGCAGAGGUUCAACUUGAAUCAGUAUCUGCCCAAUUUCUAUCCUGUCGAUAUGUCUGAACCUCAAAAAAAAGGCACUGGUGAGAAUAGUACUUGUAGAGAACCCUAUGCCCCUUACCCUCCAGGGUAUCAAAGAAACUUUGACUCCUCCACUGUAGAAAACAUGCCCAUGUCCGUGUACGCUUCCACAGCUUCCUGCUCUGAUGUGUCAGCGUGCUGUGAARUAGAGUCUGAGGUCAUGAUGAGUGACUAUGAGAGUGGAGACGAMGGCCACUUUGAAGAGGUGACGAUUCCUCCACUGGAUUCUCAACAACACACGGAAGUCUGACACUCAAACUUCCCCCCAAAGUGCCUGACUUUACCAAACCUAGAGAUUAUAUCAAUAAUCUGCAUUGUUCUUUGCAGCAGUGCUUAAGCGCUUUUUUCGGUGAGCUACAAUGGGCAUGGCUGCACUGAAUCCUGCGCUUCCUGAUGUUAGCCAUUUCCCGUGUCCUAACCCACUGUAAUUGGACGAGAUUUCAUUGGCUGUGCCAUUUCUGAACAUCUUUUUUUGUAUUUACAUUUGUCUGUUAAAAUAAUGAAGCGAAAAUAAGUCCUACCAUCUUGUUAGCAUGGUUCAUAUAUUUAUAUAGAUUUGAUUAUUUUAAUUUUCCUUUCUCUUUUUUUGUAAAUUUUAUGUACAGAUUUGAUUUUUCAUAGUUUUAACUAGACUUUGGAGACACUCUGUGCAUUUGUUUUCAGCUGAAUUUUGGUGGUAUUAAGUGUCAUUACCUAGCACCCUGAUUCUUUACUAUAACCAGGGUUUCACUAUAUGUUCUUUUCCACUGAAGUAUGACAUUUCAUUAACACAUUUCAAUAUAGUCAUUUAUUUCUAGCUGUACAUACAGGAUGAGGGAAAAUAUGAUACAUGGACAUGUCUUAAAUGGGUUGCUGUAUUUUAGAAUUAUAAACAUUUUUCAUUAUGGAAAGUGUAAUGGGGACCUUCUGCAGACCUGUUUAGGACCAAAACCACCAUGACACAGUUUUUAUAGUGUCUGUAUAUUUGUGAUGCAAUGGUCUUGUAAAGGUUUUUACUGAAAACUACCAUUAGCCAGUCUUUCUUACUGACAAUAAAUUAUUAAUAAAAUA
Messenger RNA from Urocitellus parryii (Arctic ground squirrel), 12322 nucleotides. Lineage: Eukaryota; Metazoa; Chordata; Mammalia; Rodentia; Sciuridae. The record is from RefSeq and is a predicted model, not a curated record.